Gambusia affinis (western mosquitofish) is the source of this 4581-nucleotide messenger RNA. It is a transcript of the gene slc7a8a, whose product is annotated as solute carrier family 7 member 8a. Gene Ontology annotation, biological process: amino acid transmembrane transport; neutral amino acid transport. Gene Ontology annotation, molecular function: neutral L-amino acid transmembrane transporter activity; L-amino acid transmembrane transporter activity. The transcript has 11 exons. Bases 612 to 2183 code for a protein of 523 amino acids. The record is from RefSeq and is a predicted model, not a curated record. Lineage: Eukaryota; Metazoa; Chordata; Actinopteri; Cyprinodontiformes; Poeciliidae. Gene Ontology annotation, cellular component: membrane.
GUGAAUCCAAACACAAGUCCUCCUGUCUGAACUCUGGAGGACAGAAGAAGAAGAAGAAGAAGAAGACCAGGCUGCUGCUGGUUUUCCUGCUGCACUGAAGAGAUGAUGGUUGUGCCUGUUCUCACAUCUGGGACGCUGUGAGAGCUUUAGAAAAAGAGACAUUUAUUAUCUUGAGAACAACUCUGAAUCGCAGACGAAUCACAAAUACAUUCAAUAGUGAUCGGAACGUGUGCUUGUAUGCUGCUCCUGCCGUUCUGCCGAUGCGUAAUUACUCCAGCCAGGAAAAUAAAAACAUAUUUCUAGGCUUUUUUGUGAAAGCUUGCGACAUAUUUCCCGCAGCCCUUCAAAAAAGACAUAUUUUAUUUAGUUUUCAGCCCCUCCUCAAAAGCUGCUGACAACGCAAAAAAAAAAAAAAACGACAAUCCUUCCUCAUCAGAUAAAGUGCGGCACGUUUCAGUGAACAUUGUCCUGUGCGCAGGGGGGGACGUGCGCACAAGGCGAUUCACGCGCAGUGGGGCGAGCAUCAGGUGCCGUGCGGAGGAAAGAAACAAGACAACUUGGACAGUACAUAAAAAAAUAAAAUAAAAAAAACUUUACAUAAGUGAAUCAAAAUGACGGACGGACCAAGACAACGGAGCAGCACGGCGGGCUCUGCCAAGGAUGCGGCCGCUGAGAAGGAGUCUGGGGGAGUUGCGCUCAAGAAGGAGAUCGGACUCGUGAGCGCAUGUGGGAUUAUAGUUGGUAACAUCAUCGGCUCGGGUAUCUUCGUCAGUCCGAAGGGAGUGAUGGAGAACGCCAGCUCUGUGGGCGUGGCCCUGGUCGUCUGGAUCAUCACGGGCCUCGUCACCGCCAUCGGAGCGCUGUGCUACGCCGAGCUGGGCGUCACCAUUCCCAAAUCAGGGGGCGACUACUCCUACGUGAAGGACAUAUUCGGAGGCCUGGCUGGGUUCCUCCGGUUGUGGAUCGCCGUGCUGGUCAUCUAUCCCACCAACCAGGCUGUGAUCGCCCUGACGUUCUCCAACUACGUCCUCCAGCCUCUGUUCCCCACCUGCUUCCCACCGGAGAACGGCCUGAGGCUGCUGGCUGCCGUCUGUCUCUUGCUGCUGACCUGGGUGAACUGCUCCAGCGUGCGGUGGGCCACCAGAGUGCAGGACAUCUUUACGGCCGGCAAGCUGCUGGCCCUCGCCUUAAUCAUCAUCAUGGGAAUCGUUCAGAUCUGCAAGGGAGACUACUACUGGCUGGAGCCGGCCAAUGCCUUCGAGCCCUUCCAGGACUACGACGUGGGUUUGAUAGCCUUGGCGUUCCUACAGGGCUCGUUCGCCUAUGGAGGCUGGAAUUUCCUCAACUACGUCACAGAGGAGCUGGUAGAUCCCUACGUGAACCUUCCCCGUGCCAUCUUCAUCUCCAUCCCCCUGGUGACCUUCGUCUACGUCUUUGCCAACAUCGCCUACGUCACGGCCAUGAGUCCCCAGGAGCUGCUCGCCUCGAACGCCGUUGCCGUGACGUUUGGCGAGAAGCUGCUGGGGGUCAUGGCGUGGAUCAUGCCCAUCUCUGUGGCUCUCUCCACCUUCGGAGGAGUCAACGGUUCCCUCUUCACGUCCUCACGGUUGUUCUUUGCCGGGGCCAGAGAGGGACACCUCCCAAGCCUCCUGGCCAUGAUCCACGUGAAACGCUGCACCCCCAUCCCUGCUUUGCUCUUCACUUGCCUGUCCACUCUGCUUAUGCUGUGCACCAGUGACAUGUACACCCUCAUCAACUACGUGGGCUUCAUCAACUACCUCUUUUAUGGAGUCACUGUUGCCGGGCAGAUCGUCCUGCGAAUCAAACAGCCCAACAUGCACCGGCCAAUCAAGAUCAGCCUGAUAUGGCCGGUCAUUUACCUCGUCUUCUGGGCCUUCCUGCUCAUCUUCUCCUUGUACUCGGAGCCGGUCGUGUGCGGCAUCGGGCUCGCCAUCAUGCUCACUGGAGUUCCCGUCUACUUCCUGGGGGUCUACUGGGAGAACAAACCGCAGUGCUUUGAUACCUUCGUUGACAAAAUGACGUACGUGGGCCAGAAGAUGUGUGUGGUCGUUUAUCCGGCCGAGACGGGCAGCGGAGGCGACGAGGAGGGGGAGGAGAUGAAGGAGGCGAGGUCCCCUCUCUCCGUGGAGGACGGAGACGACCACAAAGCACCGGAGUGUUGAAUCCGAGUUGUUGUUGUUUUUUUUAAUUAUUAUUUCUAGCUGGUCCCUUAAAAAAAAAAAAAGAAAAAAAAAGAGAAAGAAAAAUGCAGAGAGACACGCCAACAUGGGUUCGCUGUACAAGUGCGGACACAAUCCGCAGUUUGUCUACUGAUCAACACUUCUUCUUCUCUAAGUGUCUUUUUAAUCAGUAAUAAUCUGAACCAAAUAUCAACACUUCAGCCGGGUGAGUCUGAGGUCUAUCAGAAGUGCAAUAGAGACGGGUUGGCACCUUCCGGUUCCUCAUUCCUCACAUCACCAUCGACAUUUUUAACCUUUUACAUUUUAUUUUUUUUUAUUAUUAUUAUUAUUAUUAUUUCGAGAGACUCUUACUGAACUGUGAUGGACGUUUGUCUUUUUGGUUUAUCCUUUGUCACUUCUGUAAAUUUCGCUCCGCGUCACAUUCAUCACCACAAAGCUGCAUUCUUGAUUGUCGACGCACACAAAAGAUCAUUUCGUGUUGUCAGAUUCUCGAUUUAUGGUUUAUUUUUAAAGUGACUCAAUGAUGCCUCUGGUUUUUAAAAAAAAUACUUGUUAAUAUCGCUCUUAAAAUUAUUCUUAUUGUCCAAUCAUUUUUAAUAUUUUCUACCAUAUGAACUUAAUUUAAAUUUUUUUUUUGGUAUUCUGUUUCUCUAACAUUCAUCUCACCUAAUUUUUGUUCCUCCAACUGCAGAUUUAUCUUGAUUGUAAAGUCGAUGUGGAAUUGGUUGUUGUGGCGGCAAAAAGUGCACAAAUUUUAUUACCUGCCUUAAUCAGAAUUACGGUGUUGUGCGCUUUAGUGCAAUUGUAGCUGUGUUUUGACAGAUGUGGAAAGAUCGUCAUAGCUUUUUUUUUUCCCUUUCAUCAAACUUUCUACAUAAAAGUGACACUAAGCAAAUAAACUAUUUGUUUUUAUGUACCUGCAGAGACAAGAAAAAAGUCAUAAGUGCAAAUCACUCUGAAAGUGUUUUUUUUUUAUCGUUUACAUCUGUGUUUUAAUUCCCUUCGAUGCACAAAUGAGAGCUUUACACGUAAUUAUUGCUUUUCCAGCUCAGUUGGCUACAGGAAUCUUUUUGUGCAAUAUUCCCUCAGACUCCAGCGAAACCCAAAACAUUCUCGCCAUCAAUGGUCUCCCAUAGGUUCUCUGUUUAUCCAGUAUGCUGUAUUUUAAAGGAACCAACGCCACUGCACACACAGAGACUAAUUAUUCCGUUUUAUUGUUGUCUCAGGGCAUCUCCACAUACACUGCCAAAAGAAAGAAAAAAAAGACUCACCAUGUCUGUAUUUAAUCCAGUUUAAUUAUGCUCUGAGCCUUUGCUUUUUAUUUAUUUUUUUUAACGAUUUUUGAUCCUUCAAAGAGAUGGAAAGUGCUAAAAGAAAAUAAAAAUGAGAUGGUAGAAUCAAAACGUUUGGUCUAUAGUGUAUAUCAUUUGAUAUUGUUGAACUGCAGCAGGGUGAUUGGCCUCCUAUAAAUACAAAAGAGCGUAUUUUCAUUGUCCUGUACGGUUAUUGUGCAUUUACAGUAUAUGAAGUUGUCACAGACUGUAUCUUGAUGUCCCUUAGUAAUAAAAACCACUGAUUAAUGUUUGGACUUGUAAUUGAAGCUCGCUUCUUUAGAACUAGCCCACGUUGCUGUGGCAUCCUUAUUUGGUUUACAUAUGUCACUUUGCUUCUUCGUUGAGUCAUACCUCUAUUUUAACGGCUGCACAUCAGCUUAUUAAUCUAAAUUAAUCUGUAGAAUUUCCUUCAUAAUCACACUUCCUCCACAUACACCGCCAAAACACAAAAUAUUACCAGGUAUUAUAAGUCAGAGGAUUCAGUACAUACUCUUUAUGUUUUAAGUCUGCUUGCGUUUUGUUAGCAGAUUUGACUCCACACAUUGUCUCGUGCAGAAAUGAAAAACAUUCCGUUGCUCAAAAUGUCAAAUGCUGCAACUUUACUUGUCGAGACAAUCUAAAUGGUGCAAGCUGUAACACAAAGACAAAACCUCGUUUCUCCUCACCUCUGAGUAACGUUGAUCGUUGCUCCCUGAUGAACUGCAACCUUCAUUUCUUUGGAACUUAAAGCAACACAAAAUGUCAGCGUGGUGCAUUAGGCACCAGCUUUUACAGAGAGGCCGAUCUGUUGUUUCGAGUUCAUCCUAUUACAGCUCCAGCUCCACCUGACUGGAGCUGAGAUGAUUCAGCUCAACCGUUGCUUUCACUGUGACAACAAUGUUAUUGCUCCGUAGGCAAAGUUCUCUAACUUCUGAUGUCUCUUGUCAUUUGCAGUCUGAGUUGCAGAGACAUGCUGAAAAAUGUCUCUCGAAUAUUCCGUCUCAAAAUGUAAAAUGUACAUUACGGUGGUCAACGUUUGACAAGAAUAAAAAAUAUACACAAGUGGC